Musa acuminata subsp. malaccensis (wild Malaysian banana) is the source of this 3998-nucleotide messenger RNA. Its product is annotated as type IV inositol polyphosphate 5-phosphatase 9. Lineage: Eukaryota; Viridiplantae; Streptophyta; Magnoliopsida; Zingiberales; Musaceae. The record is from RefSeq and is a predicted model, not a curated record. Gene Ontology annotation, molecular function: phosphatidylinositol-3,4,5-trisphosphate 5-phosphatase activity; phosphatidylinositol-4,5-bisphosphate 5-phosphatase activity; inositol-polyphosphate 5-phosphatase activity. Gene Ontology annotation, biological process: phosphatidylinositol dephosphorylation.
UGGGGCUCCAUUAUAAAUUGUGCUUUGUUAUGCGCCUUAUGCCACUGAGUUGAUGAAGGGAUCUGAGCCUGCUGAGCCUAAAACAUUCGGCACAAGUAAUUCUUUGCAUUGUCCUGAUCCUGUCUUCUAAUAAGCAAUUAUUGGUGGACAGCAAAUUGUUUUCCAAAUGACUGCUACUUGAGACCAAUACCAACAGGAUGGGAUCUGGUUACGAGAUGGCUCAUCAUCACAACAACAAGGACGCUGUCUUAAAAAGUUCCAACUUGUCUCAUGGAUGAACCCACACAAGUGCUGUAAACUAAUCUUCUCAACAAGGUGGCAUCCUCAACUAGUUUACAGUGAUUACUUUGUUACACAUCUUGGUGAAUUCCUACAUGUUGCAUGAGCUGUGAUUUCAAUUAUGAAGGGUAACUUGAUCACAAGUAGAUGCCUAGAUAAUGAUGACACACCCAUCAAUCAAUAUAAAACACAUGCGAAAAGGUUAAAGCUGCAUUUAAGCAUGCCUGAUAUCGUCAAGUGCUGGAUUAGUGACUGAUGUUUAUUUUAGGAGCCAAGUUGAUUUAGAUCAAAAGCAUCCUUCUAAUUCCAUUUGGCUAAUAACAAUAAGAGGAUAACUUUGGAUGGACUUAGUUAAGGAUAAAAGAUCUUUCUCCUGCAUCAGUAUAUGCAAUUGGACACUAGAUUAAAACUAGUCCAUCUCUGUUUCUUGCACACAAUUUGGAUCAUCUCAGUUACAGAAGUAGGAAAGAAUUUGAAGAAAAGAUUUUACUAUCACUAGUUGCAUGAGAGAAACUCCUAAAGAAUAGCAACUUGUGACAUACAAAACACAGAAGAAAGAUCAUUUAUUGACUAUAUUAUGAUCUAUGCAAUGCCUACUGUGAUAAGACUAUUUAUGUAAUGGAUGGUUUGAGCAACUCCAAGGGUCAUUGUCACCAAAAUCUGGCUCCUGUCCACCUGCAGAUCCUAUCGAAUCACUAUUGAGAUUAAUAAAGUCACAAAAUGUUAUCCAUAUCAAUGUAAUGCAACCCACUUGGGUCCUUGUAUAUGAGGAUAUAUGGUUGAUUGGUUAGCUUGCAGGUUGUAUCUGGGGGUUGUCUUGGUUUGGCCCACAACUGUUCGUUGUGAUUAUGUUUAAGUCCAAAUUUAAAACUGCUACUGGUUUAUUUCAUCAUCUAAUGUUUUACUUUAAAAUGUAUUACAUGGAAAUAGAUAAGGGUUAGAGAGAAGUAUAGAGAAGAAGACAAAAUGUAGAGGAAAGCAGAGAAGAAGAAAACAAGUUGGUGGUUGGUCCUCGAAAAAGAAAACACCAUUAGAACAACUGUAGAUAUCAACAACUACAAAAGGAGAAUGAUGGAACAGUAAGCUUAUCUUAUGAAGAGGGCCAACUUCUUAUUUGUUGACUAAUCCAAUGCUUGAUUCUGAGGUCCAUUAGAACUCCCAAAUCAUUGGUUCUCUACUAGCAUUUUUUUUUUAUAUUUAAGGGGAAUUGAUGGGAUCAUUUAUCUGUCUGAUUAGUCCUUUCUCUUUUCCACAACAAGACUUCCUGUUAAUAUACUGGUAGCUAAUUAACUGAGCAUUUCAAGACACAACUAUUCAAAUUGACAAGUUAAUUAGAAGCUAAGAGACUGUAUGAUACAAUUUGAUAGUGCUUAUGAGUUUAAUUCUGGUUCCUCGAUGAGGUUCUCGAUAGGUUGGAUUGGAGAUGGCCAGGAGGGACCAUAAUGCUCCCUACAGUUGAGAAAAGAACCUGAAAACAAAAUGUAGGAAGAGGGAGAUGAGACUCGGGGUCGCAAUUGCAAGAAGUCAGAUGGAGAAGCGGGCAGUACUUGAUCAUAGAAGACAAAGACAAGGACUGGGAACUAACUUGGUUCGUGUCUGUUCAUGUUAGUCUUCUAGUGAUUAGUUUACUGACUUAAAUUAUAACUGCAUACAAGUUGUUACUAAUGAAAGCUUAUUUCUUGAGCUAGUAAGAAAGUGACUACCGACAACAUGGGUUUGUUAAGAACUUAGAUGGGCAACUUAGAUCAAACUCACGAUCACAUGUUUCAGACAGACAAGUUGGCUUUGUACAAGUAGGAGAGUUUUUUUUGUAAGGGCAAGUUGGACUAGACUCUGUUGGCCUCCUAACCCUAUGUUACACUCCUAUUUCAGCUUAAAGAACAGCCUCCACACCAAUACACCAUACCAUCCACAUGAGUGGCAGAAAGAUCCAAGAAGGAACAUAUGCUACAGUGUGUCCAUGGUCCCUAGUUUUCCCCUUGUCCCUUCCUAGUGGGUUUGUUUGUGUGGCAUAUUAUUCUCACCAGUUACAGUCAUUGACAUGCAACAUCCUACAAGUCAGAGGAGAUCCUCCUCCAACUUGCCACAAGUCUUUUGUAUCUUUAGCUCUCAGCAGGACUUUCUUGCGGUCCCCUGUAUCCUCCCUCCAUCACUCUUCUUAUCUAUAUACCUCCUUUCGAUGCUUUGAAGCAAAUCCUCCCUUCCCUUCCUCGCUCUUCCGCUGCCAUCAUGCCAGAGAAAGAGCAGCAAGUAGAGGUCUUGUGGCCAAGACUGGUGGCGAACAAGCUGCUGAGGCGGCCGGUGGGUAACAAUUCCUUCGUUGCAGAUCUCCCUUGUUCAGACGUGUUGCUCGAACUCGCAAAUUUGGAUGAGUUCGACCCAAAGAGACCCCGGAAAUAUCUCAAAGAUACUCGCAAAUACAAACUAUACGUUGGUACUUGGAAUGUUGGUGGCAUCCUUCCAUCAGAUGAUGUAAACCUGGAGGACUGGUUAGACAUUAACAACGAUUACUAUGACAUUUAUGUUCUUGGAUUCCAAGAGAUCGUUCCGCUCAGUGCCAAAAACGUGCUAGGCGCAGAGAAGAGAAGAAUCCUUGCACAGUGGAACUCCCUCGUCAGGACAACACUGAACAAGUCUUCAUCCAACUUGGAAGGUCGAAAAGAACCAAAGGUGGGGGAGAGGCACAAGGCGUGUCCAGCGAAGGAAGGCUUUGCUCGAGAUUUCCGGUGCAUUAUAAGCAAGCAGAUGGUCGGAGUUCUGGUGUCAGUGUGGGCGAGACAUGAGCUCCAGUACUACAUCCGCCACCCGAGCGUCUCCUGCGUCGGCUGCGGCGUCAUGGGCUGCCUGGGAAACAAGGGUUCGGUUUCGGUUCGAUUCUGCUUGCACGAGACCAGCUUCUGCUUCGUGUGCUGUCAUCUGGCUUCGGGAGGAAGAAAAGGGGACGAGAUGAACAGAAACUCGGACGCCGUGGAUGUUCUCUCAAGAACCAGCUUCCCUCGAGGUCCUUCUCUCGAUCUGCCACACAAGAUCUUAGAUCAUGAUCGAGUAAUCUUGCUGGGUGAUCUGAACUAUAGAAUCUCCUUGCCUGAGGCCAUAACAAGAUCUUUGGUGGAGCAAAAGCAAUGGGACAUCUUGUUGGAGAGAGAUCAGCUCAGAACAGAGGUUUCCAAGGGCAGGGUAUUCGAAGACUGGCAGGAGGGGGCCAUAACAUUCUCCCCCACCUACAAAUACUACCCCAACUCCGACAAGUACUACGGGUGCAUUCAAGGCCAGAAAGGCGAGAAAAGGCGAGCUCCGGCAUGGUGCGACAGAAUCCUGUGGCACGGCGACGGCCUGAAGCAGAAGCGCUACGACCGGUGCGAGUCGUGGCUGUCCGACCACCGGCCGGUCCGAGCCGUCUUCACCGCGAGCGUGGACGUGCGGCGGAGCUUCAACUCGCUCGGGAGCUUCUUCCUGUCGGAGAGAUUUGAUCGGCCGGACGACGAGCACGCAAACGGUGGCGGUGGAAGAAGAAGAAGCAUUAACGUCGAUGCCUUGUGAUCGAGUCCUCGCUAUGACGUAUUACGAGGGACAUAGCGAGAUUUGGCUACGUAGAUAGAUAGAUAAUACAGAGUAUAAUUUGCUCCAAUUUUUAAGGUUGCUCCUCCUGUUUACAUAUUGCUCCAUGCAAGCGAGGGAUGGGAUUUGCAUCCAUGACAUGAGAUUGGAUGUGACACCAA